Peronospora matthiolae is the source of this 1335-nucleotide messenger RNA. Lineage: Eukaryota; Oomycota; Peronosporomycetes; Peronosporales; Peronosporaceae. The record is from the annotation of a GenBank genome assembly.
AUGGUCGUGCAAGUUGAAGUUGGCCCGCCACUCUGCACAGCCAGUCAUUUCCCAACUCUCGAGCUGCUGAGCAAGUCCGCGCUGCCGCUUGCACAAGAAGACACGAGAAAGGCCAUGGCGGAGCAAACAAGCGAGGCGAGCGUCGUGCGUCCGCGCCUCGUCCACUUGGAGAGCGUAUUGCAAGAGCUCGCGACGAGCGAGGAACACCAGAGACAGUGGAGCAUCGAGCUCUCGCGCUUCAACACGCGGCAGCAAGGGCUCAGCGCGGAGCUGCAGCAAACCCAAGAAGCGCUGGCUGCUGCCCACGCGAGCAAGGCCGCGCUCUGUGAAGAGAUCGGCGCGUUGCGACAGACAAAAGCAGACCAAGUGAAGCAGCUGGAACGGUUCAAGUCCGACCUGCAGUCUGCACGGGAGCUGAGAACAGUCAUGACAAAGAAGAUGGAGGACCUCGAGACGUCGACGUGGACAGUCAAGCAGCAGUACAUUCGAUCGCUGGCGUCAAGGAUCAAGACAAGUGCUCGGGUCCUGCAGCAGCUCGACGUGACGAGCGGGACGUCACUCAGCACUUUAGUUGCUGGAACGAGCACUGAAGAGGAGCAGGUGAAACCGACCAAGCGCAAACGUGCUGAGAAAGAGAGUGACGGACAGUUGAAGGUUGCGCACGGACAGCCAAAGCUCAUAGGAAGUGUAACGACGCACGAGCUGUGCGUCAAGAGAGAUGGCAAGAUUUCUGAAGUACAGGGACCCGAGAGCACAAUAAUGGCAGCAAGUCACGAGGGUGAAUUGGCUGAACGCCUUGAUGCAUCGCUGAAGAAGAGCUCCAGUUUGCUUGACUACGACAAGCAGUGUAAAACGAAUGCCGAAAGCGAAACUACAGUCAUGGAAUUGCGUGCUCAAGUUACCGAUCUCAAGUCGGAGUUGUCUGUACUAGAUGGCAAGUACAAUGCGCUCGUCCGUGAGCAUGAUGAGAUUCUAGCCGAGAGGUCGACGACAGCUCAAGACAUUAAGGCAAAGGAAUCGAAAAUCGAGGAGUUGACGCUCAUGCUGGAAACGUCGAGGUCGAAGCCGCAGGGUCUUGCGAGUGACUCAAUCUCUACGAGUGGCAAGUCCAAAGACCAUGAAGCUGCAGGAGGGCAGUUGAAGAUGCUAGAGGUACGACUUGGCACCGUGCUCUACAUUGGACUGAAAGUGACGGAGUUUGUUUUGCAGGAGAGCUUGACGCAAAUGAACGCGUACGCUGAUCAGCUCGAGAUGGUCAUUGCUCAGUGUCCUUCGUGCACGAUCAAGCUUCAAAACGAAAGUACGCAGGACUCAGUCGCCAAUAGAGCCGAGUAG